Molecule: messenger RNA, 1001 nt
Organism: Chlorocebus sabaeus (green monkey)
Lineage: Eukaryota; Metazoa; Chordata; Mammalia; Primates; Cercopithecidae
Gene: KRTAP19-8
Product: keratin associated protein 19-8
Source: RefSeq, a predicted model, not a curated record
AUGAGCUACUACAGCAGCUAUUAUGGAGGCCUGGGAUGUGGUUCUGGAGGCUUUGGUGGCUGGGUCUAUGGCUAUGGCUGUGGUUGUGGCAGCUUCCGCAGGCUAGGCUAUGGCUGUGGCUAUGGAGGCUGUGGAUAUAGCUGCUGCUGACCAUUAUACUAUGGAGGAUAUGGAUUCUCUAGCUUCUACUGAAGAGUGAACUCAUUCUUUGGAUCACUAGAAUCUGUGUAUCAUCCUGACUUAAUUCUCCUUUCAGGUCUUUUUACCCGCUCUGUCAACUGCACAGCCACUUUCUUGAUAAACCAGACAAAGCAGCAAAGGGUGCCUUAUGAACUCUUCAAAGUGAAGACUCAAUUCUGGCAACAAACACAACAGAAACAGUGGCAACAACAAGGGGAACCCUUCCUGUAGAAUGACCUAGAAUCCCACCUUUCAAGCUGUGAAUCCCUCUCUUCCCUUAUUAAUAUAUCAACAUGGCACCAACUCUUCUAUUUCAAUAAACUAAUUUUAACAGUAGAGCAAAUUUGGUUGAAAUUUUUUUUUCUAUUUUAUUUUGGUAAGGACACUUAACAUGAAAUCUACCCUCCUAACAACUUUUUGAGUCAACCAUACAUUAUUGCUGACUACAGGUACCAUACUGUACAGCUGAUCUCUAGAGUCCGUUCACCUUGCCUGACUGAAACUUCAUGUCUUUUUGUCAGUAACUCUCCAUUUCCCCCUUCCCCCAGCUCCUGGUAACUGCCAUUCUACUCUUGGAUUCUACAAAUUUGACUCUUUUGGAUGCCUCAUGUAAAGUGGAAUUGGGCAGUAUUUGUCUUUCUGUGGCUGAUAUAUCUCACUUGGUUUCAUUUCUAUUGAUUCAUUUCACAGAACCAGACCCAAGCUUCCAGGGUCUGUGUGCGUGCCUUCACCAUUGUAUAUUCUGUGGUCAUGACAAUACCUGGCACGUAUAAGGCAGUCAAGAAUAUUUGUGGAUUAAGAAACUUGCUCAUCGGUGUUAU